Molecule: messenger RNA, 900 nt
Organism: Fulmarus glacialis (Northern fulmar)
Lineage: Eukaryota; Metazoa; Chordata; Aves; Procellariiformes; Procellariidae
Gene: GTF2A1
Product: general transcription factor IIA, 1, 19/37kDa
Exons: 6
Biological process (GO): transcription by RNA polymerase II; transcription initiation at RNA polymerase II promoter
Cellular component (GO): transcription factor TFIIA complex
Source: RefSeq, a predicted model, not a curated record
UUGUACAGGUCUGUAAUUGAAGAUGUCAUCAAUGAUGUCAGAGAAGUUUUUCUGGAUGAAGGAGUGGAUGAACAAGUUCUUAUGGAACUCAAAACACUGUGGGAGAACAAGCUGAUGCAGUCCAAGGCUGUAGAUGGCUUCCAUUCAGAAGAGCAGCAGCUUUUGUUGCAGGUGCAACAGCAGCAACAGCAGCAGCAGCAACAGCAGCAUCAUCACCACCACCAUCACACACAACCUCAGCCACAGCAGACUGUCCAGCAGCAGUCUCAGCCACAACAGGUCCUUAUUCCAGCAUCUCAGCAAGCACCUCAGCAGCAGGUUAUCGUGCCAGAUUCCAAGCUGAUACCACACAUGAAUGCGUCAGGCAUGAGUGCUGCAGCCACUGCAGCUACGUUGGCUCUCCCUGCUGGCGUUACUCCUGUUCAGCAGAUACUUACAAAUUCAGGCCAGAUCCUCCAAGUAGUUAGAACUGCAAACGGAGCUCAGUAUAUCAUUCAACCACAGCAGCCAGUUGUUCUACAGCAGCAGGUCAUACCACAAAUGCAGCCUGGUGGAGUACAAGCACCUGUUAUACAGCAGGUUUUGGCUCCUAUCCCUGGAGGGAUUUCCCAGCAGACGGGAGUGAUUAUUCAGCCUCAGCAGAUCCUGUUUACAGGAAAUAAAACACAAGUCAUACCUACAACAGUGGCUGCCCCUACACCAGCUCAAGCACAGAUUCCUGCAGCUGGUCAGCAGCAACCACAACAACAACAGGCACAACCACAAGCACCACUUGUUCUCCAAGUUGAUGGAGCAGGGGACACAUCAUCGGAAGAAGAAGAAGAUGAGGAAGAAGACUAUGAUGAUGAUGAAGAGGAAGACAAAGAAAAAGAUGGGGGUGAAGAUGGUCAAGUUGAAGAG